AUGGGUCUAUACGCUUCUAAGUUAUUCAGCAAUCUUUUUGGCAACAAAGAGAUGCGUAUACUUAUGGUUGGUCUAGAUGGUGCCGGUAAGACCACCGUUUUGUACAAGUUGAAGUUGGGCGAAGUUAUCACUACCAUUCCAACCAUUGGUUUCAACGUUGAGACUGUCCAAUAUAAGAACAUUUCCUUCACUGUCUGGGACGUCGGUGGACAAGACAGGAUUAGAUCUUUAUGGAGACACUACUACAGAAACACCGAAGGUGUUAUUUUUGUCAUCGAUUCCAACGAUAGAUCGCGUAUUGGUGAAGCCAGAGAAGUCAUGCAGAGAAUGCUGAAUGAAGAUGAAUUGAGAAAUGCUGUCUGGUUAGUCUUCGCUAACAAACAAGAUUUGCCAGAAGCCAUGUCUGCUGCUGAAAUCACCGAAAAAUUAGGUUUACAUUCUAUUAGAAACCGUCCAUGGUUUAUCCAGUCUACUUGUGCAACCUCGGGUGAAGGUCUGUACGAAGGUCUGGAGUGGUUAAGCAACAACUUGAAGAAUCAAUCCUAA
Saccharomyces cerevisiae S288C is the source of this 546-nucleotide messenger RNA. It is a transcript of the gene ARF2, whose product is annotated as Arf family GTPase ARF2. NCBI's taxonomy places the organism in Eukaryota, Fungi, Ascomycota, Saccharomycetes, Saccharomycetales, Saccharomycetaceae. The record is from RefSeq and is marked reviewed. Gene Ontology annotation, cellular component: Golgi apparatus. The transcript has a single exon. The coding region runs from base 1 to 546 and encodes 181 amino acids. Gene Ontology annotation, molecular function: GTP binding; GTPase activity.